UCAAAAUAGAGUAAAGAUCCAAAGCUUCACCGGGUGAUUAACACAAAAGUGAUUAUGUCUGCUCUUAUCAUUCAAAUCCCACAUUGUAACACCCUCCCUAUCUUACGCUCCUGGAUUUAUCCCUUAUAAGGAACCACAGAGGGAUAUAUAAACACACCUGAUGCACCUUUGCAAAUAAAGAGCAGAUCCAACACAGCAGAUCGCAUCCUCUUCCAGGUCUGGAUCACUGGUAGGCAAAAAUGAAUGGCACUGAGGGAAACAACUUCUACAUCCCCAUGUCCAACAGGACAGGGCUAGCGAGGAGUCCUUACGAGUAUCCGCAGUAUUAUCUUGCUGAGCCGUGGCAGUUUAAAAUCCUUGCAGUGUACAUGUUCUUCCUCAUCUGCUUGGGUUUUCCCAUCAAUGGCCUUACAUUGUUGGUUACAGCUCAACACAAAAAGCUCAGGCAACCUCUCAACUUCAUUUUGGUCAACCUGGCUGUGGCUGGUACCAUCAUGGUUUGUUUUGGAUUCACGGUCACUUUCUACACAGCAAUUAACGGCUACUUUGUUCUGGGUCCAACUGCCUGCGCCGUUGAGGGCUUCAUGGCCACACUUGGAGGACAAGUUGCUCUUUGGUCACUUGUGGUGCUGGCCAUUGAAAGAUACAUUGUGGUUUGCAAGCCAAUGGGUAGUUUCAAAUUCUCAACCACCCACGCUUUGUCAGGAAUUGGAUUUACAUGGGUAAUGGCCAUGUCAUGCGCGGCUCCCCCUCUGGUUGGCUGGUCCAGAUAUAUUCCUGAGGGAAUGCAGUGUUCAUGUGGACCAGACUACUACACUCUGAACCCUGAAUACAACAAUGAAUCAUAUGUUGUUUACAUGUUCACCUGCCAUUUUAUAUGUCCGGUCACCAUAAUCUUCUUCACCUAUGGGCGACUUGUUUGCACCGUCAAGGCGGCUGCAGCUCAACAGCAGGACUCAGCAUCCACCCAGAAGGCUGAGAGAGAAGUGACAAAAAUGGUCAUCCUGAUGGUUUUGGGUUUCCUGGUGGCUUGGACCCCUUAUGCCACUGUUGCUGCUUGGAUUUUCAUGAAUAGGGGAGCUGCUUUCAGUGCCCAGUUCAUGGCUGUUCCUGCCUUUUUCUCGAAGAGCUCAUCCAUAUUUAAUCCUAUAAUUUAUGUGCUGCUAAACAAACAGUUCAGGAACUGCAUGCUGACCACUAUUUUCUGUGGAAAGAAUCCUCUUGGCGAUGACGAGUCCUCAACUGUAUCCACCAGCAAGACGGAGGUGUCCUCUGUAUCUCCAGCAUAGACUU
Rhinichthys klamathensis goyatoka is the source of this 1293-nucleotide messenger RNA. It is a transcript of the gene opn1mw3, whose product is annotated as opsin 1 (cone pigments), medium-wave-sensitive, 3. Gene Ontology annotation, cellular component: membrane; photoreceptor outer segment. The transcript is spliced from 5 exons. NCBI's taxonomy places the organism in Eukaryota, Metazoa, Chordata, Actinopteri, Cypriniformes, Leuciscidae. Gene Ontology annotation, molecular function: G protein-coupled receptor activity. Gene Ontology annotation, biological process: phototransduction; visual perception; G protein-coupled receptor signaling pathway. Bases 240 to 1289 code for a protein of 349 amino acids. The record is from RefSeq and is a predicted model, not a curated record.